Messenger RNA from Camponotus floridanus (Florida carpenter ant), 1930 nucleotides. RefSeq names its product endoplasmic reticulum-Golgi intermediate compartment protein 3. Gene Ontology annotation, biological process: endoplasmic reticulum to Golgi vesicle-mediated transport; retrograde vesicle-mediated transport, Golgi to endoplasmic reticulum. The record is from RefSeq and is a predicted model, not a curated record. Gene Ontology annotation, cellular component: endoplasmic reticulum; COPII-coated ER to Golgi transport vesicle; Golgi membrane. The transcript has 8 exons. NCBI's taxonomy places the organism in Eukaryota, Metazoa, Arthropoda, Insecta, Hymenoptera, Formicidae. The coding region runs from base 382 to 1539 and encodes 385 amino acids.
AAAAUAGAGAAGUUACAACUUGUUUUAUACACUUUCUAAGAUCCUUGAAACGUUAAAAUCUUGCAUGUGCGUGUAAAAGAUUCGUGUCUAAUCAACAUUACAAUAACAAAGAAUUAUUCGUUAAAAGAAAAAAAUCAAGUUAGAGCAAAUCUGAAAAAUAUAGCAGAUGAAAGAAAUAAAGAGAGCUACAAGUUAAUGCCCGCUAGCAUGAAUAUGAAUACGACGGCCUAACAUAACCUAAUUUUAAACAGCUCACGCGACCGACCAGCCAAUUAUCUGCCACGUUUCAAAGUGGUCAGAUUUGUCACGUAAAGAUAUCGUGCUUCCUGCAUAUUAUUAUAUCGCGCCGCGCGCAAAUUUCCUCCUCUGUCAUCGAGAAAAAUGCAAAUAUUACGGCAAUUAGACGUGCAUCCAAAAGUGCGCGAAGAGGCGGAUAUUCUUGUGAGAACUUUUAGCGGUGCCAUCGUUACAGUUAUUAGUACAAUCAUUAUGGGUAUAUUGCUCAUGUCAGAGAUAAAUUAUUAUCUCACACCAAGUAUGAGCGAGGAAUUAUUUGUAGAUACAUCCAGAGGUUCUAAAUUGAGAAUCAAUUUGGAUAUAAUAGUUCCUGUCAUAUCCUGUGAUCUUUUGUCAAUAGAUGCUAUGGAUACAACUGGUGAACAGCAUCUGCAUAUAGAACACAACAUUUUUAAAAGACGGUUAGAUUUAAAUGGAAAACCCAUAGAGGAUCCACAAAGGACGAAUAUCACAGAUUCUAAAGCUGUCAAUAAAACUGCAGAGAAGGCAUUGGAGAUCGGUUCCACAGAAUCUUGUGGAGACUGCUAUGGAGCAGCCACAGAGACGCUGAGAUGUUGCAAUACUUGUGAGGAAGUACGAGAAGCGUAUAAACUCAAAAAGUGGGCUCCACCAGAUCCAGCUAAUAUUAAACAGUGUAAAGAUGACAAAUCUAUGGAAAAAAUCAAACAUGCCUUCACACAAGGCUGCCAAAUCUAUGGUUAUAUGGAAGUGAAUAGAGUCGGUGGGAGUUUUCACAUUGCACCAGGCGACAGUUUUUCAGUGAAUCACGUUCACGUACACGAUGUUCAGCCUUACACUUCGACUCAUUUCAAUAUGACACAUAAAAUUAGACAUUUAAGCUUUGGUCUCAAUAUCCCAGGAAAAACAAAUCCUAUGGAUGAUACAACUGUGAUUGCCACGGAAGGCGCCAUGAUGUUUUAUCAUUAUAUUAAAAUCGUUCCAACGACGUAUGUUCGCACGGAUGGCUCGACCCUUUUCACAAAUCAAUUUUCCGUAACACGGCAUGCGAAGCAAGUAUCUUUAUUUACCGGUGAAUCCGGAAUGCCAGGUAUAUUCUUCAGCUACGAAUUGAGCCCACUCAUGGUAAAGUAUACGGAGAAAGCAAAAUCGUUCGGACACUUUGCGACAAAUACUUGCGCCAUUAUUGGCGGUGUAUUUACCGUAGCUGGACUGAUUGAUUCGUUGCUCUAUCAUUCGGUGCGCGCGAUACAAAAGAAGAUAGAGUUAGGAAAAUAUUAUUAAUAACUUGGAUCUGAUUACAGCAACGUUAAUUGUCACUUUUGUUCUCUCUUUUAUUGAUAUAAACAUUUAAAAUGGUAUCAAUAAACCUGAACAAUUUUUAUAUUUUCAAAUAAACAAGAUGUGGUGCUGAAAAUAGAUUAGCAUUAAUCGUUGAUGCAACACGAUCUUAGGAGAAUAAUUAAUAAAUAGAGUUAAAAAAAGUACUAUUAAGACUUACACUAUGCUUCAUUUUCCAUUAUAAAAAAAAAAUCUGAAUUAUCAUUGUGCUGCAUUUAGUACAGUUAUCGAGCCUCAUUUAUAUUAAAAGUUUCGCAAACAUUAGGUAAAUAAAAUUCAGAACCAUUUGACGAUAUUUAGUGUUAUUUGUGCGAUACUAUUAUUCUUCUUUUUG